AUGGAUCUGAUCAAACAGGCUCUGAAUGUUGCCAAAGACACAAGACAAACAAGAUGGAUAUGCCCCCUGCUCCUCGCCGGCGACGCGGUGUUGUCCAUCGCGGUAGUGUUGAAGAUUGCCUAUACCGAGAUCGACUGGAUAGCCUACAUGCAACAGAUUUCCCAGUAUGUCGACGGUGAGCGUGACUACAUCAAACUCUACGGCGACACUGGCCCCCUGGUGUACCCAGCCAUGCACGUCUACAUCUACCGGUUCCUCUACGCGAUCACCAACCAAGGACAAGACAUCAAGCUGGCCCAGUACAUCUUCAUUGGGCUCUACCUUGCCACUCUAUGGCUGGUCAUGCAGUGCUACCGCGCCGCGAAGGUACCGCCGUAUGUCUUCCCGCUCUUAAUACUGAGCAAGAGAUUGCAUUCUGUGUUUCUGCUGCGGUUGUUCAACGAUUGCUUCGCUGUGUUCUUCCUAUUUUUGGCGAUCUAUUGCUAUCAGAGACGGCUGUGGUCAGUGGGUUCGCUCGCAUACAGCAUUGGCCUCGGGGUGAAGAUGAGCCUGCUGCUCGCUCUUCCCGGGAUAGGAGUGGUGCUUUGGCAGGCUAUUGGUCGUGACCGAGCAUUGCGCCAGGCUAUGUUCAUUGGGCAGUUUCAGAUACUGAUAGGCUUCCCAUUCCUGCUGAAGAAUCCAUGGGGUUAUCUAUCAAGAGCUUUCGAGUUCAGCCGCCAGUUCCUAUUCAAAUGGACGGUCAACUGGCGCUUCGUUGGCGAAGAGCGCUUCCUGUCAAAGCACUUUGCAUUCGUUUUACUAGCUGGUCACAUGACAGUGCUCGGCAUCUUCAUCUGCACACGGUGGCUUCGAAUGACACCCGAAGAGGCGGUUCGAUACCUCAUCUCACCACCGCCGCUGCAAGAGCAGGCUAAGCUUGCCCGAAAGACGACCCCAAGCUUUAUUUUGGCCACCAUCUUGACUGCCGUAAUGAUCGGAUGCCAAUUUGCGCGGAGCUUGCACUACCAGUUCUACGCAUACAUUGCCUGGUCAAUGCCUUUCCUGCUUUGGCGCAGUGGCCUGCAUCCAGUCCUGGUAUAUCUUGUCUGGGCCGCACAAGAGUGGGCCUGGAAUGUAUAUCCCAGUACUGACACGAGCUCGCUGGUUGUGGUUGUUUGCAUCAAAGCCACAGUUCUGAGUAUCUGGUUCGGAACAGAGGUCCCAGAAGAUGCUCGUAUUGCCGGUCAGGACAAAACAGAGCACGUCGACUGA
Messenger RNA from Saxophila tyrrhenica, 1251 nucleotides. RefSeq names its product dolichyl-P-Man:Man(5)GlcNAc(2)-PP-dolichol alpha-1,3-mannosyltransferase (gene ALG3). Gene Ontology annotation, molecular function: dol-P-Man:Man(5)GlcNAc(2)-PP-Dol alpha-1,3-mannosyltransferase activity. The coding region runs from base 1 to 1251 and encodes 416 amino acids. Gene Ontology annotation, cellular component: endoplasmic reticulum. The transcript has 3 exons. Lineage: Eukaryota; Fungi; Ascomycota; Dothideomycetes; Mycosphaerellales; Extremaceae. The record is from RefSeq and is a predicted model, not a curated record.